This is a messenger RNA of Columba livia (rock pigeon), 934 nucleotides long. RefSeq names its product dysbindin domain containing 1 (gene DBNDD1). NCBI's taxonomy places the organism in Eukaryota, Metazoa, Chordata, Aves, Columbiformes, Columbidae. Gene Ontology annotation, biological process: negative regulation of protein kinase activity. The record is from RefSeq and is a predicted model, not a curated record. The coding region runs from base 208 to 705 and encodes 165 amino acids. Gene Ontology annotation, cellular component: cytoplasm. The transcript is spliced from 5 exons.
CCCGCACCGCCCCCAGCACCGCCCCCGCCGCGGCGGGCAGGAGCGUGCGGGCUGCGGGCUGGCACCGGGCCCGCCCCGCCCAGCACCGGCACCGGCCCGGCCCGGCUCAUGGAGGCUCCGGGAGCGGCCGGCACCGGAGCAGGCAGCCGGUGAGCCCAGGCCAGAGCGGGGCAGCGUGGCCGGUGGCGUGGCUGGUGUGGCGUGACCAUGCAGGCGGAGGCCAGAGGGGAUUUCUGCGGCAGGGACCAGCGCCCUGAGCUCGGCAAGGAGGCACUGGCCCCAGAACGCUCAGCAGGGACCCCCACCCAUGGGCCAGCCCCAGAGCCCCCCGGAACCCCUGCAGAGGAGCAGGGCGGCAUCCCCAUCCCCAGUGCCGGCCUGCUGCAGGUCACCGAGCGCAGACAGCCCCUGAGCAGCGUCUCGUCGCUGGAGGUUCACUUCGACCUACUGGACCUGACUGAGCUGACUGACAUGUCAGACCAGGAGCUGGCCGAGGUCUUCGCCGACUCCGAUGAGGAGAACGUGGCCGGAGAGUCUCCCAGCGGGCUGCAGCCGCCGGCGGUGCCACGGGCCGGGUACCUGCGCUCGCCCUCCUGGACCCGAGCACGGGAGCAGGGACGGGACAAGAAGCACCUCAGCGACCCGGAGCUGCCGCCGGGACCCCCGGACGCCUUCCUGCCCGCCGAGCGGCCCCGAGAGCCCUAAGGGCUGCCCCGGCCCCGGGAGGAGGCGAGGACACGCCGGGGGACAUACAGACACGGUGACACGCCGAUGCCGGCCGCUCCCCGGCAGCGCUGGAGCCCGAACCCGCCACCUUGCCCAGGGGUCCAGGGCGCAGGACCGAUGCGGCAGGACGGGGGUGCAGAGGCACCAGGGACCGGACCCGGGACCAGGCGGACCUCAGCCCCGCGGAGGGCAGCAUGGAGCCAGCCAG